Molecule: messenger RNA, 1362 nt
Organism: Ilex paraguariensis (yerba mate)
Lineage: Eukaryota; Viridiplantae; Streptophyta; Magnoliopsida; Aquifoliales; Aquifoliaceae
Source: the annotation of a GenBank genome assembly
AUGGGGUCUCUUCCUUUUGUGAUCGACACUGCAAUGGAGGGUUCUGUUCUUCACUCUGCUAAUUAUCGGCGACCAAACUUUCCUUUAUUCGCGUAUAGGCCGUUAAAGUUUCUUGAUUCUGGCGUUUUGACUGAUUCGGUAUUUGGGUGUUUCAAAGUUGUGGGUGAGGAUAUUGGUAGGUCGUCUUCAAUUUCAUGGAGAACUAAGCGUCUGAGAGCAAAAGAAAAGGGCUCUGGAGACGUUGAAGAUGGUGAUAAAUCAGAGGAUACAUUUCAGGCCACAAUAGAGAAGAGCAAGAAGAUUGCAGAAAGAAGGAAACUAGUUUCAACCAUUAAGAAUAGUAUAGUAGACCCACAAGGCCAAUUUUCCAACGAAGAGGAGGACAUCACUUUUUCAAGUCUGAAUAUUGCUUCAACCCAUGAUAAUGCCACUGAUGAAGAUGAUAGUAAUGGAAAUUUAUCUACCACAAAGGAGCCUGAGGACCUACCUCCUAAAAAGGCUUCUUUCAGUGCAAAUUCCCCAAACGCAUUGGAAAAAAUUCCUUCUGAUGAAGGUGCAAAGGAAACUGAGGACUUACCCAUUCAAAAGAGUUCCUUAUAUGUAAAUUCCCGCAAACAGUUAACAGACACUGCUUCAGAGGCAGUUAGGGCCGCUGAGCUGCCAUCCUUUCUUUCGAGUUUCUCUGCAACAUCCAUUAUAAAAGAUGAACAAAAAGAAGAUUUUAAAGAAUCAAGUUUACAAGAGGUGACUGGUGAGGCAAAUGAUCCUGCGAAUGACAAUGUGAAACCCCCUCCUUUGGCUGGGCCCAAUGUUAUGAAUGUUAUAUUGGUUGCUGCAGAAUGUGCACCUUGGUCUAAAACAGUAUGCGACUCUCACACUAAUUUACAAAGAGUUCUCUUAGGUGGGCUUGGAGAUGUUGCUGGGGCUUUACCAAAGGCUUUGGCUUGGCGUGGUCAUAGGGUUAUGGUUGUGGCACCACGUUAUGGUAAUUAUGCUGAACCUCAAGAUACUGGAGUUGGGAAAAGGUAUAGGGUUGCUGGGCAGGAUAUUUUGAAGCGAAUGGUUUUAUUGUGCAAAACGGCUUUUGAGGAGUAUAGGUGCAGGCAAAAGCUGUCAUACUCUCAGGUCCCUUGGCAUGUCCCAUGUGGUGGGGCCUGCUAUGGAGAUGGAAAUUUGGUUUUCAUUGCAAAUGAUUGGCAUACUGCAUUGUUGCCGGUAUAUCUAAAGGCGUAUUAUCGGGAUAAUGGAUUGAUGAAAUACACGAGGUCCGGCCUUGUAAUUCACAACACAGCUCACCAGCCUAGAAUCACUGCAUCUCGUGCAUCAAGAUCUGAUUAUGGCCAUUACUUCUUGAGGCUUUGA